This is a messenger RNA of Vigna unguiculata (cowpea), 2907 nucleotides long. RefSeq lists its product as uncharacterized. NCBI's taxonomy places the organism in Eukaryota, Viridiplantae, Streptophyta, Magnoliopsida, Fabales, Fabaceae. The record is from RefSeq and is a predicted model, not a curated record. Gene Ontology annotation, molecular function: ADP binding.
AUGGCUAGCUGUUUGAAGAAGUUGAAAAGCCUUGUCAUAAGUGAUUGUCCAAUUAUGGAGAAGAUUUUUAAGACUGAAGGAAAUAGUGCAGACAAGGUUUGCAUCUUCCCUAAGUUAGAGGAAGUCCACCUUAGCAAAAUGAACAAAUUAACAGAUAUAUGGCAAACUAAAGUGAGUGCUGAUUCAUUUUCUAGUCUCAUUUCUGUGAAUAUUGAAGAGUGCAAUAAUUUAGGCAAGAUUUUUCCAAGUCACAUGGAAGGAUGGUUUGAAAGUUUGGACAACUUGAAAGUUUCUGGAUGCUAUUGGGUUGAUGUGAUUUUUGAAAUCAAUGAUUCUAAAGAAAUAGAUAGAUUUGGAGGGAUAGACACAAAUUUGCAGGUUCUUCUUCUUGAAAAUCUCCCAAUGUUGACACAAUUGUGGAGUACAAAUCCAGAAGGAAUUCUCAGAUUUAAAAAAUUGCGGACUAUAGAAGUAUGUUAUUGCAAUGAACUGAGGAGUUUGUUUCCAACUUCUGUGGCAAAGGAUGCUUCUAAGCUUGAACGCAUUUCAGCAUUGCAUUGUAAGAAUAUGGUAGAAAUAUUUGCAAGUAAAGAUGCUUCAGAAGCUAACAAUGACCCCUUCGAGUUUCCUGAACUAACUUAUGUGAAAUUAGAUGUGUUGCCAAAUAUCAAACAUUUCUACGGGGGAAGACAUCCUAUAAAGUGCCCAAAACUCAAGGAGUUGCGCAUGGGGGAUGUAAAGCUCAACACAAUUAUCAAAGAAACUAGAAAAACAACAAACAAAGAAGAAAAAGAAGAAAAAUGUGUUUUCUCAGCUGAAGAGGUAUUAUCCAACUUGGAAUGCAUGGAAAUUGACUUCAAGGAUGCACAUGAAUUGUUAUUGAAGUACCAAAUGCACCGCCUAAAAGAACUUAGUUUGAUUUCAGUUGAAAAUGUUGAUCUUCUCAACCAGUUUCCAUACAGAAUGCCAAAUCUAGAAAAGUUAAAUUUGAUUUCUUCUUAUUUUGGAGAGGUAGUGGCAAGAACAAACAUGGCACGACAAAAACAAAAAAGAUUGGGGAUCGUAUUGCAGUUGAAGGAAUUAGUUUUGAAACAUUCAAGAAUAGAGGAUCUAGGAUUUGAACGAGAUCAGGUUCUAGAGAGACUAGAGGUUUUAAGAUUAGAAAAUUGCCAUGAAUUGAGCAAUUUAGGUCCCUCCUCUGCAUCAUUAACUUACUUGACAUAUUUGGAACUAAGGUUCUGUGAGGAAUUAAGAAACUUAAUGUCAUCCUCCACAGCCAAAAGCAUGGUUCAACUCAAGACCAUGAAGGUAAUACAUUGUCGUCAAGUAGAUCAAAUAGUAAGCAAUGAGGGAAGUGAAGAAGGCAAAGAGAAAAAAAUUGUAUUCAGCAAAUUGAUUUCUAUAGAACUUGUGGGGCUAAUGAACAUGACAAGUUUUUGUAGUUGCAAGGAAUGUGAAUUUGAAUUCCCAUCAUUAGAAAUAUUGAUUGUAAGAGAAUGUCCGAAGAUGAUGAAAUUCAGUGAGAGAGAGCCAAUAACACCAAAGUUAAAGGAUGUGUUUGGUGUGGAAGGAGAUGAAAAAGCCAAAUGGCAAUGGAAAGGUGACUUGAAUGCCACCAUACAAAAGGUUUUCAAUGAUAAGGUUAUCUUCUCAUGUGAUGAGUAUAUAAUUCUUAGUGGUACUGAAUAUAUUGAAGUAUGGCACGGCCAUUGUCGGGUGCAGCAAAACAGCUUUGGAUAUUUGAAAGAGUUGCAUGUGUGGGGAUGUGAUAGUGUAGUGCAUGUAAUUCCAUAUCAUUUGCUUUCUUGCUUUCACAAUUUGGAAGAAUUAGAAGUAGAGUAUUGCCAAACAGUACAGGUCAUAUUUAAUAUCAGCGAUGAGAACAGGGCCAGAAAAGCUUCCCGAAUAUUCCGUUUGAAAAAAUUGACUUUAAUAGAUCUACCAAAUCUGGAGCAUGUAUGGGACAAGGAUCCGGAGGGAAUUAUUGGCCUUCAAAUGCUAAAGGAAAUGUGUGUUAAUUAUUGUAGCAGUCUUAGAAGAUUGUUUCCAGCAUCUAUGACCAAGGAUCUUAUCAGACUUAAAGUGCUUGAGGUAAGAAACUGUGAGGAAUUGACAGAGAUAUUUAGGAAGGAUGAUGACGGUGGAGAUGAAGGAACAACACCAGACUCUGUGUUUCCUCGUCUCACCUCAUUGACGCUAAAGCAAUUGCCACGCCUCAAAUACUCUACCCACUUCUCCAAACAACAGGAAAGUAUAUCAAUUUUGAGUCUGAGAGAUGUACAAGUGCUAUGGCUUGGCUCACGACCCAUCCUAAACUCCUGCUUCGGCCUGUUACAUUUUCUGAGUGUGGAUGGUUGUCAGUUUUUAUCAGAUAUACUUCUACCAUUCAAUUUACUUCCUUUCUUAACUAAUUUAGAAAGCUUGCAAGUUAAAAACUGUGCUUUUGUCAAAACCAUCUUUGACGUCAAAUGUACAACACAAGGCAGAGACGUGACAUCUAUGGGACUAAACUUGCCUUUUUCUCUGAAGAAAUUGACUUUAUGCAACCUACCAAAUCUGAAGAAUGUUUGGAAUGAAGAUCCUCGUGGAAUUCUAAGAAUGCACCAUCUACAAGAAGUACAUGUGGAGAACUGUAAAGAACUUUCAAGCGUGUUUCCGACAUCAGUAGCCAAAUAUCUUGUGGUACUUGAAAUUCUUAUAGUGAAAAACUGUGAGGGGUUGAUGACUCUUAUUGCAGAGGAUAAUAUAGAUCCAAGUCUGGAGGUUAUGUUUCCCUGUCGUUGUGUGAGAUCAAUGGAACUACGGGGUUUGCCAAAGUUGAAGUAUUUUUACUACUUCCCUAUCAAAUCGAACACUCUACAUCUAGAAUCACACACGGAGGAUCAACUCUGUUCUGAAAAGGUCUAA